GGCAUCCCAGCCACCCCUAUAUGGGCCCCCCCCCCCAGCCCUCGUAGCCGACGGAGCAGCUGCAGCGCCAUGGAGGCACUGGGUCUGUGGGUGCUGGUGGCACUGGUGGCACUGGGAGAGGGGCAGCCCAUCGGCCCCCAUGAGCCGCUGGGCUGCGCGCCGCCCCCGCCCCGGGACUGCCAGGACGUCUUCGCGGCGGGGGCGCGGGCGGACGGCGUUUACCUGGUGUCCCCGGGGGGCGCCCCGCGGCCCGUCUUCUGCGACAUGAGCACCCAGGGACACGUCUGGACCGUUUUCCAGAAGCGAUUCAACGGCUCCGUCAGCUUUUUCCGGGGUUGGAACGACUACAGACACGGCUUCGGCCGCGCCGACGGCGAGUACUGGCUUGGGCUGGAGGCGCUGCACCUGCUGACGCUGCAGGGCCGCUAUGAGCUGCGGGUGGAGCUCGAGGACUUCGAGAACAACACGGCGGCCGCCACCUACGGGACCUUCUCGCUCUCACCCCACGCCAUCAGCGCCGAGGAGGACGGCUACACCCUGCACGUUGGGGCCUUCGUCGACGGCGGCGCCGGCGACUCCCUGAGCUACCACAAUGGGCAGAAGUUCUCCACCUUCGACCGCGACCAGGACCUCUACGUGCAGAACUGCGCUGCGCUCUCCUCAGGCGCCUGGUGGUUCAAGAGCUGCCACUUCUCCAACCUCAACGGCUUCUACCUGGGGGGUGCUCACCUCUCCUAUGCCAAUGGCAUCAACUGGGCCCAGUGGAAGGGCUUCUACUACUCCCUCAAGAAGAGCGAGAUGAAGAUCCGGCGCCUCUGAGGACCACCAGGACCUUCCCCAACCUCUUGUCUCACCAACCCCCAUCUGAACCCUCCUCCAUCACAAUUAAACCCCCUUGUUAAUUGG
Messenger RNA from Cuculus canorus (common cuckoo), 906 nucleotides. RefSeq names its product microfibril-associated glycoprotein 4-like. Gene Ontology annotation, biological process: elastic fiber assembly. The transcript has 6 exons. Lineage: Eukaryota; Metazoa; Chordata; Aves; Cuculiformes; Cuculidae. The coding region runs from base 70 to 819 and encodes 249 amino acids. The record is from RefSeq and is a predicted model, not a curated record.